Molecule: messenger RNA, 1263 nt
Organism: Trichoderma virens Gv29-8
Lineage: Eukaryota; Fungi; Ascomycota; Sordariomycetes; Hypocreales; Hypocreaceae
Exons: 2
Coding region: 1-1263 (420 amino acids)
Biological process (GO): heme oxidation
Molecular function (GO): heme oxygenase (decyclizing) activity
Source: RefSeq, a predicted model, not a curated record
AUGUCUCAUCCCGACAAUGACAAUGGCCCCUCUGAGCCCAAAAAGCCACUCGCGCUUGAGAUUAUCUCUGCCACGAGGGAAAUGCACACAAUAAUCAACAGACUAGUGGUAUCUCGACUACCUCUAGCCUUACCUCCACAGGCCUCUGAUACUGGUCCAUACAUCAGUGGCUUGUUAUAUUUUCUUCCGGUAUAUAUGACGUUUGAGAAACUUUGGCUAGAUAUCGUUCUCGAUACUCCUCCCGAGGAAGCUGCGUCGGAUGAUGAUGAUGGAAGACCAAAAGUUUCCGAGCGCAUGCGGACGAUUCUCAAAGAGCUCAGAAUUCCACAACUCUUUCGUUCCGAUAUUCUCAGAGCCGAUAUCAAAUCCAUGACUGGCUGGUCUGAUGAUAUUCUCGAUCGCCAGCUCCUCAUCAUAAAAGGAACAGGCCAGCUCUGCGCUUUCAUCUCUCACAUUCAGCAAACCAUUCACGCACAGCCUCACACACUCGUCGCCUAUUCAUAUAACUUUUUCAUGGCCCUCUUCGCCGGCGGCCGCUUCAUCAGAGCGUCGUUCGAAAAGGCCGGCGAUGAAUUCUGGGAAACGGUUCCCAUGCCCAUCAAACCAACGAUGCGGCCGUGCGAACCAAAAUCAACUGCUGCUACAUCUCCGCUUGAGCCGACGUAUGACUGGGAAGAGACCAGUUUCCAUUCCCAAACACCGCUUCAGUUCUGGCGCUUUAACACAGCGGAAGACGGCGAGGAUCUGAAGCGGGACUAUAAGGAGAGAUUGCUCAGAUUGGAAAAUGAGCUGUCUCCUAAGGAGAGAGAUGAUAUCGUGCGAGAGUCGGUCGUUAUCCUGGAGAACAUAGAAUCCGUCGUUCGCCAGCUUGACGAGAUCUAUUCCGACGAGCAGGAAGAGAAGCCCAGCGAUCAGAUUCCCAAGAGACCUUCCCUGGCUAGUCGCUUUGUGCAGACUCACUUCGUGGCACGUAUCCGUGACAGCUUCCUGAUAGCCAAAGAACGGGGGGUAGGGAUUUCAUUCCGGAACCAAUCGCUCGACACGACAUCAACUGAAGAAGGGGAGCAUGAUUCUGUAGAUGGAGAGGCUGAUCACGGUGAUGUCGCUACUGACAUCGAACUGUGCCCUGGUAUUCCCAAAUCUAUGAGAUUUGCAAAGUCGCUCCCUAUUCCGCCACGAAAACAUAUUCGAGUUGCUGCCGCAAAUGGUGGUAGUCACAAUGGCAAGCUAGGUGCCCCUAUAGAGUUGGAUAUCAGCACAUGA